UCAGGAGCCCUUUACCCCCACGCUUCCAUUGCUGUUCAGAAGAACAUUUUGUAAGAGGGGGGCCAAUUUAAGAGGCCAGUGUUUUAUGGAACAAGAUUAGUAUAGAUUAUUCAUUAUCAGUGUGAGAAUCUUUGCUGGUUUACAUUGAGAAUUGGGAGGAAAUUGUUACCUUAUAGAGAAUAUUUUAACUUCUUCUCUGCACACUUUUUUUACAUUGAUCUGGAUUCACCAUAUACUUAUAUUUGACCCUGGGAGUAUCUAGCAAAUUCAGUGCUGAGGACUUUUGUGGAGAGAUAGGAAUGCACAAAAAUUUUGCAGCACAUGUAAGUGUUUCUAAAUUUAAAUAGAUAAAAUAGACACAUAUUUUUAAAAUAUGGUGUUAUAAGAUACAUUGUAACAAGUUGUAAUGUGUGUACAUUGCUUACAUAGCACUGAGAAAAGAUUUUAGAAGUCCUGGUGGUGACUGACACUACUGUGUGCUAGUAAGUGGCACUCCCUGUAACAUAGACUUGGUGGAUACUUGGGACUGCUACACUGCAAUUUUAAUUUUAAUUUUAAUUUUUUUUCAUUCAGAAGUAGUUCUUUUAUUUUUUCCCAUAGUAGCUGAUAAUAUCUUGCAUAAAACAAUGAACCAUUUCCUAUCACUUUUUACCUAUUUGGAUGUCGUAUGUAGCAAAGAAAGCAGGGCUAUGAAUUCAGAUGUUUGCAAAUCAGACAUCAUAAUCUUGUAUUUUAAAAUGAAGUUGUAGUGAGUGCCUCAACUCAGUUGGGAAUCAUCACAGAAAUAUGAACAUACAGUAAUAUGGCAGAGAUGGUAAGUUUGAUUUACCAGAGACAGAAGACUUGAAAAGUAAGAUGUAUUAAAGAGUAUGUAAUUUCCUACUGACCAAGAAAAAAAUGUAUCAUAUCAAACUGUUUGGUCUUGAGGUCACCCCAAAAUUAGACUAAGAAUGAAGGGUGUUUCAAAAUGACAAAUAUGAAAGCUUACUGAAUCUCUGCCCUGAACUGAGAGCUGAACUGAACUGAUAUGAACAACUUCAUAUCCUGGGGAAAAAAAGUUUAAUCAUUUCUUAUUUUUUAAAUUUUUUAUUACAUGCAGGUAGAAGGAAAACCUCUUGCCACUGGAAUAAAGUUUUAUGGAAAUGGUGAAUGUCUGUAUUCAGGUAUGAAAAUUUUUCCUUUCAGGUGGGAAAUUCAGAUGUGAAUGCAUAUGUUUGUAAAGGCUUCUAAUCACAGACUAGCAUUAAUGGAACACAUACCUAAGCAGAGGAUGGAUGCUAAUUUGUUGGAUGUUGCUUACUGAGAUCCUUCUGGAAUAACAUCAGAGUUGUAACUUUUUGGCCCUGAAGGUGAGACCUGAUUGAUUUAAUGAACUAGGAACAGCCUGUCUUAAAUAAGGGUAUGUGCCUUCAUGUUCAUAAUUGCUGAAAUUCUUAUUUUGACAGAGCACACAGAAUAACAGCAGAUAAAUGUUACAUAUUUUAACUUCUGAAAUGUCUCUCAUCAGCUAUUUGUUUCAUCUGAUUAAUGUGCCCUGUCAGUACAGAGCUUUAAUCAGCCACAGACACCUUCUUGAAAAUGAUCAGGAGCAGAUUUAGAUGGAGAGUGAUGCCAGAGGUAGUCAAGGUGAAGAUUAAUUCACAUCUGCCUUCUAGAGUGGGAAGUAAAUGUCAAAAACAAUAGGCCAGCACCUUACAGACGAGGUGCCAGCUUUGCAUUUUGGUGUGUUUGUGUAUGGAUUUGUAGUUCUUGUAAAUGAAGUAAGUUGGGUGCUGGACUCGACAGCAAACAGAAGAGAGGUGCUUGGGAUUGCUUCAGUUCUGCCUUUGCUGGCCCUCAGAGCACCAGUUACAUUCUUCAGAAUGGGUGUCCUGGCUACUCCUCCUCCCUCUCUGCUGCUUCAUGGGGGUCAUUUUAAAUAGAAAUGGAGAAACAAGGCACCGUGAAAUGCUCAGUCAGAUUUUUCAGUGGGGCUACUCUUUUGGAGGCAAACAUUCUGGGCAAUGAAAAGGGCUGGACUCAUGGAAUGCAUCAAUACUUCAUUGCCAUUUUAAAUAUUUUAACAAUGGUGAGCAGUGCAGUAGCUCAAAAGCAUCCAGGUCAUUACAAAAAAAUUAGAGGGGAAUUGGAGUUUUCUAAAAGAAGGAGCUUCAACUUUAGAACUACAAGGAAAGUACGAGAGCCCUACAAAAGCACAAUAAUGAGGUGUUUAAACAUCAUGUUUAUGGUGGUCUUUCCUGCCCUUCUUAUUUUUUUAAGCAACAAGAAGAAAAAAUACCAAACAGGAGAAAGAUAAAUAUUUACUGAAAAAGAAAAAAAUUAAUGUCUCUGCAAACCUAUAGAAAUGUGUGUGGCAGCUCACAAACGUUGCAUUGAGGGUAAGUCUAGAUUUCUCCACUGAUGCUCUUGGAGAGGCAUAGUGAAAACCCCAGAAAGGAAUCCAUGCACAGUGAGGCAAAAACUGAAGGCCAUUCCGAUCUAGGAUAUAGCGUCAUGCUAAAAAAAAAUCAUUAUCUAUCUUUUUUGUUCAACUACUUUAACACCAGCAGUUGUAAUUAUAUGUAAAUGAUAUGUAUUUGUAUAUAUGUAAUACAUAUAUAUAGAAAUGUCUAAUUAUAUGUGUAUUUUUAUGUUUGAUAUGUAUUGUUGUACACACAUUAGUCUGAUUCUGCAUCUGAACACAAAUAGGCAAAGUGCUAAUGGUCAGAACAGAAAUGUUACCACUGACAUUUUAUGUGCAGUUUGCUUACACAAUUCCACCUUCCUUAUGCAUGGGAACAAAAACAGUGGACCAUGCAAUAUGUCAGGUAGUUUUUUAAACCACUGGGUAGAUGGAUGAUUCUUGCUUUGAUCCUGUUUUCUUCAUCAGCUGAAAAGAUGUGAUGUGCUGAAAAAGCCAUAAAAGAUAAUUGAUUGGAGAAACCUGGGACACUGGCCGUGCUAAGCCUUGUUCAUGGUGAUUUGGCUGUGAGGAUCAGAAAUGAACCAAGCUUCUUCAGAUUCAGAGGAAAGGAAAAGGGAAAACUUUACAGGAGACAGGUGAGAAUAGGCAAGGAAUGUAAUAAGUGAAAAAUUACUUCUGCCUAGCCAUGAACUGUGAGCCUCAGCAACGAUGUGGGUGUUGUGCCAUGAGGAUUGAUGGUAAGGCAAAUUCAGGGAGGGCUGCAGAGUGCUGUAGCAUUAACUCAUCAGACAACUCAGAAGCCAGUGACAGCUGACUCUUCACCAUAAUUUACCAUUGGCCCAAAAUGCAAUGGAAGCCCCCAGGGGCAGCAAGCAGGAAUCCAUUAGCCAUUAACCAUUGAUCACUUGCCCUACAGUGUCCUUUGGCAGUCAAGGGCUUAGGUGUUUAAGCUGCUACCUUAAUAACCCAUACAUCACUGUUCUUCCCAGGGCACAACAGCAGUUGUCUCUUCAAGCAAGAAAAGAAAAAAAAAUCACUAGGGAAAGGGAGGUUUUACUAGUGGGAGGUCUAAAAUUAAAAACAACAAGCUGUUUAUAGUCUUAAGUGAAUCACUCAUUCAAAAUAAGUUCUAGUGUAAUAGAAAACUAAAUGCAAUUUUAGCCUGUGUAGGAGUGUAUUUGUAUGGGGAGAAAAGUACUGAUACAGGAUUGGAGUAUGAUUUGGCAGACUCUCCCUGCCAGAUAGCAAAAGUCUCAGUGAGAUGACAUUGUGUCCCUUAAUACAAAAUAAAGUGUCAUAAGUCACUGUAAUUAGCAGUCAACAGAUGUGAUUUUGAUCAAGGUGGACACAGCUCCUUGAGCUUUGGCAGAAGACUGUGUGAAAGGAUCUCUAAAUCCAACUGAGAAAGAAAUGAGGUACCUCCGGCCUUUUGCUGCUCCUCUGAAAGCCUGAGCAGUGAAAAUAGCAGAAUAUGAUUAAAUAAUCAAAACUUAAGAAGUCAUAAAUACAAUAAAUCAAAAGAAUAAAUAAUAUUGUGGAAAUUGUAGUCCUUAAUCUAAGCCACUCAUUGAAAUUUUGUUUUUCAUAGUGAUUUCUCUGGAAGUGCUAAAAAUGCCAGGAGGGAGGGGGUUGUAUAUGAAUAAACUGCUGUAAACAGUUUUACAACAGGAGGCUUUAGUAACUAUUCAUCAGUGAGUAAUCUAACCUGGAAGAAAUUAAUCCCAGUUCAAGCCUGAAUUAUGGGCACACAAAUUAUCAGACACUUGUGUCUUCACUGAGUUCCCCAAAGAGGUGGAUGGGUGCUUCCAAACUUCUCUUGAGUGUAACUUAAACCAGAUAGGGGUUUGUGAGACAGUCUCAGGCAAGUGUCCAAAUUUUCAGGGAAAAUCCCAAAGUAAAAAAGCUUUAUCAAGACAAAUGAAGGAAGGGAAACAUAUAAAUCCAGGAAUUGUGUGGCUGAAGCAGUGUAAUUCUAUAAUAACAGGCAAUUUAGGUAUGAUUUAGCAGCAUAUAGGCUUCAUGCUGAAUCUUGGCACAAGGAUGAACUCUCUUCUAGCAAUCUAGCUGAAGGAUAAUUUUAAAGCAAAAGCCUCAUCCUUGGCGCCAUAAUUUAUUGUAUCAUGUUAUCUUGAUACAAUAAAUCACAUCCAGUGGACACAUCCAUUAAAUAUUACAUCAUUCCUCAGUGUUUCCUCUGUUGAUAUUACUGAAAAUGAACAAAAAACCAAGGCUGUGUCUUUCAGGUGUCUGGUUGUGGACAGUCAUCUGCUGACAGAGCUGGGUCACCCCCACACCUCCACAGUGAGGAUUGUGAGGGAGAAAAAUCAGCAAAAGAAUUAUCACAGCACUCCUUUGUAUUUCACAGGACAAACUGCUGCAUUAUGAAGACCUGUAGUGUUGCCCUGUGUUGCAGGGUUUGGGCACUGAGGUGUUCCCACCUGGAGCCUGUUCCUGGGUGUGAAGAGGGAUGCUGGAAUACUUCUGUGGAUGUGGAGUUACACUGAUACCAUGGGCAUGAGCUAGCAGGCUGGGAGGCACUUCCUUUAUUUCUGGUUGUGGAAUGGGGGUGCAAACGUGUGUGAGGAGUAACACAGCUGCAGCAGGUCCUGUUAGGAAGAACGAAGUGAGCUAAGGAGCUCUGGAAGUCCUUUCCCAAACUGUGAUCAGCAGCUGCUCAUUAGAAAUGGGAUUUGACAGCCCAGCGCUGAAAGAGAGUGAAAAGCAGGAAAGUGGUUUUGAGCAGGGAUGCGGCAGGAAAGGAGACACGAGGGCAGGUGCAUAGGGAGGGAAGGUCGGGAUGGAUGAGCAGGAUUGCAGCUCCUUCCCCCGGGAGCGGCGCGGCCGGCGCUGCCAGCGGGUGGCACCGCGGGGCUGCUGAAACACCGACCCGGGUGAUUCGGGCACAGGAGAGACUGCCGUCCCUCUUCUCACAGCUUUCGAGGUGUUUUCUUGAGCGGAAAAUCACUGGUGGAGUCCCUCUCUCCAGGCAGAGGAAAGUAACCCUGGGCUAUCAGCAGCACCUGUAAACGAAGUGGAUCUGCGGCUCUGGGAAGAGAAGUCUCUCAGACAGAUGAUGGUUGUGUUCCAGAGCCACAUUAACAGCUUUGAAUCCCUUAUUUUGUAAACAAAACAGAAAAAGCAGAAGUUGCAGGCUAUGUCAUUCCCUGGAGUGAAGGCAAGCACACAGAGUGACAGCCUCAGGCUGCAUGUGAAGAGUCUUUUCAGAGAAGACAGUUUGACAAGUCUCUUGUUUGCUUCUUCCUCUUUGGUGUAGGAUCAAGGGAAGGUUGGUAAACAGUGAUUGCACAGCAUUCAAAAUAAAGACUUCAGGCUACAAAAUAGAAAAGGUUAAUCAAGGUCUCUGCUUGGCUUUCCCCCUGCUGCAUGAGAAAGAGGAGCUGGAUCUCUCACUCUUCUUCACAUCACUCUCUCUUUGGGGGUUUUUACUUGCACAAUUUUUCAUUGUCCCUUGUGUGAAACCCCUAGGCUGAUUGCCAACACCUGCCAUUAAAUUUGUGCAGCAAUACACAGACCAUUAUUGCGCAGAGCAAGAGAGGAGCUAAAUUAAUUACUAAGCAAUGAGGUAAAAAAUUACUGCGAGGAAAACAAGAACCCUGAGACAUGAAUACUUUUACAAUAUUGUCAUGCUGAAAAAGGAUCGGUGUUGACAGAACUUUUGAGCACAAAGAAGGAUGAAAAAUGCUUUGUGUAAUCAAGUAGCUUAAAAGAAAUUUUUAAACAGAAUGAGAUAGCAUUGAAUUCUUUCCAUACUUCAGUUUUACAUUCCUACAUAAUUAAUACACAGCUGACGACAUUUUUUUUUUCUUGUACAGGAUGCAUUUUCCAAAUAAUUACAAAGUAUAAAACAUAUACAUAUUACAGUUUUUGUAAUAGGAAAAAUGUUUCAUUGAUUUAGGAGGUGAAACAAUCAGAAUUAAAUCAGGGGUGAUGAGUGGGUGGUUUUGGUACCAUUUCUACUCAAGUUUGUCACUUGCAGCAAGAGGCAAAGUUUGAUGUGCUUGUCAUGUCACUUUCAGGGGUAACAGAAAACUCACAGGCAUCAGGGAGCAGCAGAACUCACUGGCUGUGGAAAGGCCCAGCACCUCUGCCCUUUCUUUUGAGUUCAGGCAUUGAAAUCAGCCACUGCAUUUAAUAAUUGCUAGACUGAAGGCAGCUGAAAUAUACUGUGUUUCAUGGUCUGUGUUCAGGCUGUCAGAAGGACCUCAGACUUUGCAACUGUUGUGACUGAUCCAAGAUCAGCCCCUUCUGGGUUUGUAGCCUGCCAGAAACCUCCUGAACCAAUAAAUCCAUCUUUCAGGGGCUAUGGUGCCUGAGGAGCUUCCAGGCAAGGUAAAGCUGCUGAAGCUCAGAGCAUCCUGGAAACCUGCACUGGCUCACCCCAGAGAAGGCACAAGUAACUCACCCUGAGCUAGGCAGAAGAAAAAGGCAGUGAGAACACUGCCAUUCCUGGUCAGGGAGAGAAGACUUGUCUUCACUGCAAGAAUGGACAUCCACAAAUCAGAACUGCCCUCCUCCUUUCCUUCCCAGCCACCCCAGCUGUUUAACUUCCAGAGGCUACCUCCAUAAACAAAAAUAUCGGCACCAGACCCUCUGAUGACAUCCAGCAUCCCUGGAAGUGUUACCCCAGCCCUGAAAGCAUCCAAGGUCAGGUUGGUUGGAGCCCUGAGCAGCAUGAGUUAGUGGAUGGCCUCCCUGCCCAUGGCAGGGGUUUGGAAAUAGAUGAUCUUCCAAGUUAAUUCUAACCCAACCAUCUUAUAAUUCUAUAAUUCUGUGAUUCAUUUGGGAUGGCCAUCAAAGUGGAUUCUGCAAGACUCAAAACCACGAAAAAAAGCCUAUCCAGUGACAUUUGUCCUCAGUUUUGGCCAAAACAGAAAGGAAUUUUGGAAGGAAUUUAGCGAGGUUUGAAUGUACCAGACAAAGAGGAAUGUCAGAUUACACUUUGAAGUUUCCAUGGACAUUGAAUUACUGGAAGAGAAAUAGCAAUACUGAUUAUUUAUCAACAAAGGUCAGCAUGAACUGCCUCUCAAUCCUGAGGUGAUUAAAAAGAGAGAGGUCUGGGCAGAGGUAACUCUUCUGUGAUUUCUAUGUUACACUUCAGCAUUAAAAGUUAUAUAAAGUGGCAAUACAUUUCUUAGCAGAAGACCUGACCGGUUGUAUAAUUUAUUCUAUCCUUUGUAUCACAAUGAAAAAGUCUAUUUCAAUAGUUUAUAUGUGUUUGAGUUAUGAAAUGUAGAGAUGAUAGAAAUGUAUUUGAAAGAGAACUGGGGUCAUGAUUAAAUGGUUAACUUAUUUCCCAAAUGAAUGAGAAAGGAAACAGGGUGCUGCAACCUUUUGCUCUCACUUCCUCAUGAGAGAAGAUGUAGAGGCUGUCCCAGAGAGAGCGGAGCUGCUGUGCACACACAUCUCAGGCAGCCAUGGGGAACUGGGUGGAGAAUGAAGGACUGUCCAUCUUCGUCGUUCUUGUGUGGCUGGGCUUAAAUGUCUUCCUCUUUUGGUGGUACUAUCUUGUGUAUGAUGUCCCACCAAAAUUCUUCUACACCAGAGUGCUCCUUGGCCGUGCUCUGGCUCUUGCAAGGGCCCCUGCAGCCUGCCUGAAUUUCAAUUGCAUGCUGAUUCUGCUGCCAGUAUGUCGAAACCUGCUCUCCUUCCUCAGAGGAUCAAGUGCGUGCUGCUCUACCCGUAUCAGGCGACAGCUGGACAGAAACCUCACCUUUCACAAAAUGGUGGCCUGGAUGAUCGCCCUUCACACUGCAAUUCACACCAUUGCACACUUAUUCAACGUGGAGUGGAGUGUGCAAGCCCGUGUUGAAGAGAAAGGCACCCUGGCAGCUGUGCUUUCUGGCCUUGGAGACAAACCAAAGGAAAGCUAUGUCAACUUCUUCAGACAAACCAUUGCUAAUCCCAUUGGGGGCCUCUAUGUGGCUUUCACGUACUUGGCUGGCAUCACUGGGGUUGUUAUCACACUGGCCCUCAUCCUCAUCAUCACCUCAUCCACCAAAACCAUCCGGAGGUCAUAUUUUGAAGUAUUUUGGUACACCCACCAUCUCUUUGUCAUCUUCUUUAUUGGCCUUGUCAUCCACGGUGCUGGUCGUAUUGUGCGGGGACAGACAGCUGAAAGCCUGGCUGAACACAACCCAGAGAUUUGCUACAAGAACUUCACUCACUGGGGCAAGACUGAGGCUUGUCCAAUCCCCCAGUUUUCAGGGAAUCCUCCUAUGACAUGGAAGUGGGUGGUAGGUCCCAUGUUUCUGUACCUGUGUGAGCGGCUGGUGCGGUUUUGGAGGUCUCAGCAGAAGGUUGUUAUCACAAAGGUGGUCAUUCAUCCCUUCAAGACAAUUGAGCUCCAGAUGAUGAAAAAAGGCUUCAAGAUGGAGGUUGGACAAUACAUUUUUGUCAAAUGUCCAGCAGUAUCUAAACUGGAAUGGCAUCCAUUUACACUGACUUCUGCUCCAGAAGAGGAUUACUUCAGCAUUCACGUCCGUAUUGUGGGAGACUGGACAGAGGGCUUGUUCAAUGCCUGUGGCUGUGAUAAACAAGAAUUCCAGGAGGCAUGGAAGUUGCCCAAGAUAGCUGUGGAUGGCCCCUUUGGAACAGCAAGUGAGGAUGUGUUCAGUUAUGAAACUGUGAUGCUGGUUGGAGCUGGAAUAGGGGUCACCCCCUUUGCAUCUGUCCUUAAGUCUGUCUGGUACAAAUACUGCCAUGAUGCCACCAACCUAAAGCUCAAGAAGAUUUAUUUUUACUGGCUUUGCAGGGACACUCAUGCCUUUGAAUGGUUUGCUGACCUCUUGCAAUCUCUGGAGGCUCAAAUGCAGGAGAGGAACAAUGCAGAGUUUCUGAGCUAUAAUAUCUACCUUACAGGCUGGGAUGAAACUCAGGCCACUCACUUUGUAGUGCAUCAUGAGGAAGAGAAAGAUGUGAUUACAGGACUGAAACAGAAAACCUUGUAUGGAAGACCUAACUGGGAAAAUGAAUUCAAAACGAUUGCAGGGAAGCAUCCUGGCUCCCGAAUAGGUGUUUUUCUCUGUGGCCCUGAGGGCUUGGCUGACACACUCAACAAGCAGAGCAUCAGCAACUCAGAAGCUGAUCCACGAGGAGUACACUUCAUUUUUAACAAAGAAAAUUUCUAACUCUGAAGCAAGUGGGAGUCAUUAAAAGCAAGGUCUAAAGACUGAAUCUGUUUUUCUGUGUGGAGUCUGGGAAGGACAGCCCAGCUUCUGAAUUUGAGGUACACUAAUGCAGGUCCCUUUGCUUCUUGGGAAUGGUUUUGGCUCUGUGGUAGAAUAAAGAGUCAAGUUUUACCUUAGGGAAGUUUUCAUUGCCCUCCAUGUGCUGGCUCUUUAGUAGAAAUCUGUUUUCUUUGUCAGUGUGAGGGGAUUUCCCCUCAAUUAACUGCCUUUAUCCUCUUAUUAUUUGCCAUGACUGCUGAAGAGUGGAAGCUGUCAUUUGCUUUUGGGAGCCAAUUCAUACCCAUAAAGCUUAGUGCUAUUAAACAAUAAAGCUUUCUAGCAUAAUGCUUGCUCUUAGUAGGCAGCUUAUCCUGGCUGCAGCAGUCCCUGGAACAAGGGGAGCUGGAAAAGGGUGGCUGGCAAAGUUAUUCCUUGCAAGAGGAAAACUCCUUUGUACACCAACACCUUCCAGGCCUCCAACAUAAGCCUUAAACAUCCUCUGCAAGAGAGAACACAUGCAGCUGAAAAGAGGCUGCUUCUCCUCAGGAAAGUGAAGAACUGCAAAGGAACCACCUGGGCUUCUGAGAAGCAGCCCAGCUGCAGAGGGGUGACAAGGACAGAUUCAAGUCCCACACCUGGUGUGUGAGUCACUGCUGCUUUGGACACCCUCACUUUCACAUCUUCAGGCUCAUGUGCAUACAAGAAGUUCUGUGUUUCCAAGACUGCCAUUUCUGGUGUUCAGGGCUGAGAAAAGCUGUUGCCGAAUGGUUGAAUGGGUGCUUUCUGAAGCACUCAGAUGCAAACAAUGCCUUUGGCCCCAUUGCUCAGCUGUUCCUCUUUGAGGUGAAACAGGCUUUGAGAAAGCAAUGGUCACUUCACUGUCAGUUAUGGAAUAGCUGUGGGUGAAGUUUCUGAUGUGUACAAGACUCCCAUACACAGCACAGUGCCUCUGUGUGCACAUUACAGGUAGCAGGUUCUUAAAAACAAACAAAAAAAGGGAACCAAAACUUGUAAUACUGGCAAGAGAGGAAAAAAAGGUACUAAAGCCAGCAGCAUAGGAAAAAAAUAUGAAAAGGCAAGUGCAAAAACCCUUGAAAAAGCCACAGUUUAGUAUACCAUGUUUUCCAUUCAUCCCAGUUGUCUGCUUUGUGACUUUUAAACUCCACAGCCAAGCCCUGCAGUAGCUCCUGCACAGCCCAAGACCUUCCUGGCAGGUUCUUGCAGCCACAGAAGAAAGCUGUGGUCUCCUUCUGCAAUUUCAGUCAGCUUUGUGCAGCCAUCUGGUUGCAUGUAGCGUAUUUUACACCUCAGCUUGCUAGACAGGGUGUGUGUUCUCCCUUUACAGCAUUUUAAAAUGCUAUUCAGGCUCUGAAUGCUACUUAAGGAAGACAGCCUACCAGUUCCUAUUUAUUAAUAUCAGUUAACAACAAAUGUUGGCAAAGAUCAACUCUUGGUGGGGAAUUUUCCAGUUCUUUCCCUUAGAAGAGCCAUAUUCAAAUCCACAUUAUUCUGUCUGAAGCACAUCUAUUAAAUCAUAACAGAGCACAAGUAUAUCCAAAGAAACUUCUUCUGUGGAGUAAAUAUUGCUACUAAAAUAUAAUAAGGGUCUCAUCCUGUGCAAAGAGCACUGAAAUAUUUGCCCUUGAUUUUAAUGGAAAUGUGAUCAGGCUUUUAUAAUCUUAUAUAGUGGGCAAAGAGGAAUUGCAAGGGGUCACAUGGAGACAGCAUAUUUAUCAUAAGAAGAGUCUUGGAGAGGUGUAUUUUAAUUCAGCAUUAAUUUUCUAUACAUUGACAGGUUUGUUCUUAAAAUAUCAGGAAUCUUUCCUUAUUCAGUCAGUUGCAGUGACAUUCCCUGACCAGCUGCACACUUGUACCAGGGCUUGUCACCUUGAACUCAGAAAUAGUAAUACUGUGUUUAUUAAUAAAUCAUUGUCUUCCUAAAACAUAUGAAAGAAUAAGUGAGAGUUGCUCAGUUUUUUUUCAAAAGUUAGUUAUAUUAAAUCCUGCUAAAACAGCAAGCCAUGCACAAUCAGUUAUGGCCUGAAUAUGAAUAUUUUCUUAAAUCUAGGAUACAAGAGUGAAAUGGAUAGCAAUGAAAUACAAACAUAAGAAACAAAAUAGUUUGAGUCCUAAGGGCAGUGGGCUACAGGAGGGCUUCAAGGACAUUCACUUCUGUGUCCAAAUGUCACUGCUUGCAAUCUGACCAUUGCUAUUGGCUGGGCCUCUGGCUGAAAAAUUCCUCCUUCUGUGUAUUAUGAAGUGUGCUGAAGUCUGAUCUCUGCUUCAGUACCAAAAAUUUACCUGUUUAAAUGACAAAUGUUCUGUUGAGGGCAAAAAAAGCCAGCUGUUGGAUUAUUAAAAUAACUGUUUCGACUAAUGGAAGCAAUUAGGAGUUAAAUUCAAAGGUCACUUAUGGCCUCAGCCCAGAAUGUUUCCUUCCCUUCUUAUGCAAUAUUUUGUCUGCCUUCCCCUAGGUAGUCAUCUGAAAUAAGCAGUUAGUUAAUUCCUCAAUAUCCUCACACUCCAAUCCAUUGUAGUUACCCUUACAUUUAAAGGCUGUGACCCUCUGGAAUGCUGGCAGCUCUUGCUCCCACUGCCCUCAGCUUUUCUUUGGAAACUGGAAGGGGGCUUUGGAGAGGACCUGGAACUGGGACAUGCUCAGUUCCAUUCAAGCAAGAACUUGAUAUGAGUGGGUCUCAUCUCUCAUUCUCCCAGUUGCUUCUCUGCUCCCUACUUGCCAAAUGUAAAUAUGGGCAAAUGAAAUCCAAGUUUUCCUAAGUUUCAGGCUACAAAAAAAGUGCUACUGUGCCCGAUCACCAUAAUGGUAGGAAACCAACCCAUCUGCAAAAUAGGUCUUCCUCUUCAAAGUCUUGUAAGACUUUCCCUGCUGGGUGGGGAUUUUCUGCCUUUCAGUUCUCAGAUGGUGGGUUAAACUAAAUUAGAAAUGGAAAAAAAACCCCAAAACUGACAAAAAAAGCUGCCUGUGAAAUACAAGGUAUUUUUGAACAAACAAAAAAAAUGUUCAAGUCUUGUUAUGGCACUUUUUCUAAGGAUACUGCUCUAUUUUGGAGUGCUCCUAGCAAGUUGAUGUUAACUGCUUAUAUUAUUUUAAUGUUUCAAUGAGUUUCUUGUAGAAUGCAGAGCCAAGUGUCUGAACACAUAGUUUUGUAUGCUCAAAGGAAUUUAGGAGCACACAUUAAGAUGCUACAGUUGUAAGCAUUGGCAGGAUCAUGAUCCUCAUGCCUGACUGUGUAAAACAGCAUCAGUUGCACAAACAAAAGCCAGAGCAGUUGCUUGUCAUGAACCAGACAUUCAGUUUUGCAUUUGGUACAGACCUUAACAACCUACUGGUCUCAUUUACAUUCACCACACACAAACCAGCCCAGACUAACAGCAAAAUUAAUCACAGUGGAGUGGAAAAUUGUUGAAAGACUCGCUGAAAGAUGACAAAUGCUUUCCAGUCCCGUUCUGCACCCCUGCAGGCCCCAUUCCCUCUCUCUCCCCUGGUACUCUUCUGCCUGGCAAACUGGUGACUUUCUGCCCAGAGAGCUACCACUGAUUUCUCUCUGUCCUUUUCUACCAAUUGCUGCUAACCCAGCUUCUCAUUCCUUCCUUCUCCCAAUCUCUGAAAAUUUCCUCUCAAUCUCCAUCUUCCAUGAUGUUUUUGCCAGUGUUUUAAGGGCUUGUGCCCAAUGCAAGCUCAGGGAGAGACACAAGGGCUUCACCCCAAGCUCCAACCACUGCAGUGCUCAUCUCACAAACGUGGUUCUGCUGCAACCUCCCCUCUCACUACAAACAGACCAGGGCAGUAGCCACCUCUGGACUGACAAGUCAGACUGUUUAGGACCUCUCCAUUAGUAUUUUCUCCUUCUGCUUAAAGAUUUUAAUGUUAAAUUCUAAAAUGAAAGAAAUUUAUGAGCUGCUCUGUUCUAGCUUUUUCUUGCGUGUGAGUCGAUUUUUGUAUAUUUUUCUUGUAAAAAAAAGCCUUGCAUUUGACCCAUAUUUAAUUUUCAUUGUUCAGAAAUGAGGGACAUGGCCAAAAAAACCACCUCACUACCCCCUAAAAUGCUGAGCCACUUUGCAAAUAAUUAUCAUAGCUGGAGGAAGGGGUAGAGAAAGGGAAGACCAGUGAAGGGAGAAUCAGACUAUCUGUCUCCCUUGGAAGAAAUGUUUUGUUAUUGUGGAAGCAAUGUAUAAAGCAAAGUGUCCUGCAAGUAA
This is a messenger RNA of Passer domesticus (house sparrow), 13809 nucleotides long. RefSeq names its product cytochrome b-245 heavy chain (gene CYBB). Gene Ontology annotation, cellular component: NADPH oxidase complex; plasma membrane. Bases 7840 to 9552 code for a protein of 570 amino acids. The transcript is spliced from 14 exons. NCBI's taxonomy places the organism in Eukaryota, Metazoa, Chordata, Aves, Passeriformes, Passeridae. Gene Ontology annotation, molecular function: superoxide-generating NAD(P)H oxidase activity. Gene Ontology annotation, biological process: superoxide anion generation; defense response. The record is from RefSeq and is a predicted model, not a curated record.